Molecule: messenger RNA, 3758 nt
Organism: Linum trigynum
Lineage: Eukaryota; Viridiplantae; Streptophyta; Magnoliopsida; Malpighiales; Linaceae
Source: the annotation of a GenBank genome assembly
GGCGUUUCGCUGUCCAGGGGUUAUUGGCUGCUAUGAGUGGAUAGUCAUGCCUUUUGGUUUGAAAAAUGCGGGUGCAACUUACCAACGGGCCAUGAAUGCCAUUUUUCAUGAGCGGAUUGGUGACUUGGUGGAAGUAUAUAUUGACGACAUUGUCGUCAAGUCGAAGGUGACAAGUCACCACCUUUCUCAUUUACGUAGAGCUUUCCUGCGUAUGAGAGCUCACAAGUUAAAAUUGAAUCCACUAAAAUGUUCUUUUGGUGUGAGUGAAGGUAACUUUUUAGGAUUCUUAGUGAGUUAACGUGGCAUUGAGGUCGACCAGAACAAGACCAAGUUCAUCAUUGAGACCAUGACACCAUGCAAUAAAAGGAGUUGCAGCGGUUCCUAAGCCAAGUCAAUUACAUUCGAAGGUUCAUCUAAAAUUGUGCAGGCCGGACCCAAGUUUUCUCUUCGCUGCGCAUGUUGAAGAAGGAAGAUGAGUUUGUGUGGCGGGAGGAGCACCAAAAAGCCUUUAAAGAUAUCAAAAGUUAUUUGGUGAACCCGCCAGUGCUCAACUCACCAAUUAGGAAUCGUCCUUUAAAAUUGUAUCUUUCAGCCACAGACACAUCUGUAGCUUGUCUGUUGGCUCAAGAGAAUGAUUCUGACAGUGAGCAAGUAGUGUACUACUUAAGUAGGUUGUUGAAUGAGGUCGAGCAAAAAUACUCAUUCAUAGAAAAGUUAUGUUUGGUUUUGUACUUUGUUUGUACGAAGUUAAGAUACUACUUAACACCCGUUGAGGUGCAGCUCAUUUUCCAUACUGAUGUUAUUAAAUACAUGUUGUCGCGGCCAAUCAUCAAUGGUAGGAUUGGUAAGUGGACACUCCGAAUUCAAUUUGAAGUAUGUGCCACAACGGGCAGUUAAGGGUCAAGCCCUAGCAGAUUUUUUGGCGGACCAUCCAUGUUUGGAUAUCCCAACAGAGCAAAUAGAAGUUGGGAUGGUUGAGAAGAUGCCCUGGACGUUGUUCUUUGACGGCUCAAAGACACGUUCAGGAGCAGGAGCUUGUGUGGUGUUGACCUCACCAUAAGGUCAUGCCAUACACUUUGCAUUCUCCCUUGAUGUGACAUGUACUAACAACCAAGCGGAGUAUGAAGCUUUGGUUGUUGGUUCGGAGAUGCUUUUAGAUUUAAAGGCAAAGAAUGUCAACGUUAGGGGAGAUUCUCAACUGGUAGUAUACUAAGUUCUUGGUGAAUAGCGUUGUGUUAUUUAUGUGUUAGAGUUGUAUCUUGAGCGUGUCAAAAUGCUGAUUUCUCAUUUUGACAAUGUGUCCAUCAAGUUCAUUCCUCGUAUGGAUAAUGGCAAGGCCAACUAUCUGGCUCAGCUUGCAUCCGACAUUAGAGAGUUUGUCAGUGGAGGAAGAGACCAAAUAUUUGUGCAAACUCUUAGCCCUUUGAUAGAUAGAAUGAAACAAGUUGUUGAGGUGUGUGUGAUUGAAGGUGAUGUCGAGGACUGGCGUGCUCCUCUGGUGAAGUACUUGCAAAAUCCAAGUGGGGAUGCAGACCAUACUACCAAGUUUAGGGCCAGGAACUAUGUCUUACUAGAUGAGACACUGUUCAAAAGAAGGCCAGAUGGUUUGUUGUUCAAGUGCUUGGGGGGCAAGGAGACUUUACAAGCUAUGGCCGAGGUCCACGAGGGGAUAUGUGGAGCACAUCAAGCUGGUCCAUCCAUGAGGUGGAUAUUGCAUCGAUAUGGAUACUACUGGCAAACUAUUGGGCCUGAUUGUGCAUCAUUUUCUAAGGGAUGUGAAGCCUGCCAUUGAUUUGAGACCUAUCGUUAAGCCUCGACCAUUCUUUGGUUGGGCAAUGCAUCUGAUUGGACAAGUCUAUCUCCCAUCAUCUAAGCAACACACCUUUAUCAUUGUGGCUACUGAUUAUUUUACAAAGUGGGUAGAUGCAAAGGCAAUAAAGACGGUGAACCAAGGGGAAGUGAUUUCUUUUAUCAAGGAACACAUUAUUCAUCAUUUUGGUUUGCCAGCCACUAUAACAGCUGAUCAAGGGAGAGUCUUCACUGGAGCACAUGUAAUGUAGUUUGCCAAGGAUCAUAGAAUUAAGAUCAUCCACUCCACACCUUAUUAUGCUCAAGCCAAUGGUCAAGCAGAAGCAUCCAAUAAGGUGGUAAAAGGGAUCUUGUCCAAAAUGAUUGAGGACAAUCCAAGGAAUUGGCAUGAGGUGCUAUUAGAGGCACUAUGGGCUUAUAGGAUGUCACCACGUAGUAGUACGAGAGUGACUCCUUUCUCUUUGACAUAUGGUCAUGAGGCUUUCUUGCCAGUUGAGAUAACGGUAAAGUCUCUACGAUACAUGAAACAACAUGAAUUGACUCCCUCGGAGUAUUAUGAGUCAAUGAUGUUGGAGUUGUCCGAACUGGAUGAGAUGCAACUUCAAGCUCUUGAUAACAUCCAGGUACAAAAGGCUAGAGUGGCUCGGGCAUAAAAUAAAAAAGUAAAGCAUAAGUCGUUCGAGAAAGGAGAGCUAGUAUGGAAGCUGCAUUUGCCAAUUGGUGAGAAGGAUCCAAAAUUUGGAAAAUGGUCUCCUAAUUGGCGUGGUCCCUUCAUUGUUCAUGUUGUGCGUCCCAAUGAUGCUUACUUAUUGAAAGAUUUGGAUGGUAUACAACAUGAGCGCUUAAUUAAUGGCAAGUACCUUAAGCCAUACUUACCGUCCCUUUGGGACAUUAAGGAAUGUCAAUGAUUUAGAAGUUGGCCUAGUGCACAUGGAGACCUAGUCAAAGUUGACAUGGUUUCUAAGAUGUGCAACAUGGCCGAGGAGUGAGAUGGUCAGGAUAAAUCUUUUUUGGAUUGGCCAUUAAAAGGAGUUUGUUUUUCUACCUCGGAAGCAAAAUGGUUGUCGCCCAAAUGAGAGUUUGGAUGGUUGGGUCAAAACAUGGUUACCUUGCCACCCUCUGGAUAGAUUGUACCAUCCAUGUUACUAGAAGCCAAGGAUGGUUGGCCUUAAGUAAUUUAUAACUAUGGUUUGGUUAAGUGGUUGCAUGGAUAGUUGUCCAAGCAAAAGGACAUUAUCCAUGUUGUAUAUGGAUUGUGAUUGAGUUUGGUCGAGUAACCAUCCAUGAUUAAGAGGAGGAGUACCUGAUCUUGGUGACUUAAGGCCGAACAGUAGCAAAAGUCUUGCCAUGGGGAAGCAUCGCACAGCUUUGGAGGUACGGUGAUAUUUUUUUAGUUGUGAAUUAUGGUGAAUGGGAGCAUCAAUUUAUAGAGAAAAGAUUAAUUGUGUCCUAAUAGGAAUGAGUUUCCUUUUGCUAGUAGGAUAUGGGUUAAGAGGUGUGUCCUACAUGAAAAAGAAUUUGUGUUCCUUAUCAAAAAAGGAAAAGGCAAGCCACGUUAUUUGGCUAAAAAUUGUAUUAUUAGCCGAGUUGGUGAGGGACACCCUCUUUGUGUGUUUCGUUUACAUGGCCAGGAAGGAAUUACAUUCCUUAUAUAUUUGGAGACAUGGCUAUAUAAAGCCAAGAUCUGCUUCAAGUGGUUGUGCAUUUAGUAUAGUUGGUGUCAACAACUUAGUCCAUAAGUUCUUAUGAACUAAGUUGUGGGGGGCAUUUGUUUACACCAAAAUAAGUUUUCAUUUAUUAUUACAUAUUUGUACAGCUUGGCCAAUUUAAGUAGCUGGUCCACGUGUACAUUAAUGGUCCAAUUUAUUCAAGUCUGGCCAUAGGGUUUAUGGAUGGUGGUGUCCAACGUAAUGGAUACCAUCCUAAUCCAAUAAUGGAUUGUAGUGUCC